AUGCCAACAAUGAAGAGUGAUGAGCUUAUUGAUACUGAAUCUUUAAGUAUCAGAGAAGAUGGAAAGGUAUUGAAACGUAAGCUUAAUGAUAGGAUGACUACUAUGCUAGCUUUGACAAGUAUAAUAGGACCUGGAUGUUUAAUAGGUACAGCUAAUGCAUUGAAAAAUGGACCUGGUAGUUUAUUGUUAUCAUUUGGAUUAAUUGGGAUAAUUGCUUUGAUAAUGAUGCAAUCACUAGGUGAAGUAACUGUCAUGUACCCAGGACAAGGGUCAUUUUCAUCUAUUUCCAUAAAAUUUGUUGACAAGAGUUGGGGGUUAACCAUUGGAUGGUACUACGCUAUUAUCUGGAUUGCAGUAUUGGCCAACGAAUAUAAUGUUAUUUCUAACAUUAUGGUAUUUUGGGGACCUCAAGUUCCUAUCUAUGGCUACGUGCUUAUAUUCUGGUCAGCAUCAUUGGCAUUCCAAUUCUUGGGAGUUGGAUGGUUUGGUGAAGUUGAAUUCUGGAUUGGGUUGGUUAAAAUAAGUGGUCUUGUUGCAUUUUACAUUUUCAGUAUCGUUUAUGUUGCUGGAGGUAUCAAUAAACCAGCAUUUGGAUUUCAUUAUUGGAACGACCCUGGAGCGUUCAACGAUGGUUUCAAAGGUGUGGCCAGUACUUUCGUAUUUGCCUCUACUUUUUUUGCUGGUGUUGAAGCCAUCGCCACUAUGGCAAGUGAAGUCAAAAAUCCUGGUAAAGCUUUACCGAGGGCCAUCUACCAAACCAUUUUCCGUAUUUUCUUCAUUUAUAUUGGUUUGGCAAUUUCUUAUGGUAUGACAGUACCUUAUGAUGAUCCAAAGUUGAAUAAUGGUACUAAAACUUUACAAUCACCAAUGACUAUUGCAAUUGCUAACGCUGGAUGGGCAGGAGGUGCUAAUUUGAUUAACGCUUUCAUUUUAAUUACUUGUUUAUCAGCGUUAAAUGGAUCAAUUUAUAUUGGAAGUAGAACUUUAGUUAAUUUAGCCAGAGAAGGAGGAUUAUUCAAGUUUUUUGGUUAUAUUAAUAGUAGAGGUGUACCGGUGUAUUCUGUGAUUCUUAUGAAUUGUUUUGGGUUAUUGUCAUUAAUGAACAUUAGUACGGGAGCUUCAGAAGCUUAUAAUUAUAUUGUUAAUCUUUCAGGUAUAUCAGUAUUCAUAGUUUGGGCUUCAGUGUCAUUUGUUCAUUUGAGAUUCAGAAGAAGUUGGGUUCUUCAAGGCCGUAGUCUUGAAGAUAUACCGUUUAAAGGUUUAUUUUACCCUUAUUUCCCAAUACUUAGUAUUAUUUUGAAUUUAUUCCUAGCUUUGAUUCAAGGAUGGUCUUAUUUCAAACCAUUUCAAGCUGGUAAUUGGGUUGAUGCUUAUAUAUUGAUCCCAUUCUUUUUUGUGCUCUUCUUCUUUUUCAAGAUCGUUCAUAAAACCAAAUGGGUGAAUUUAAGAGAAGUAGACUUAGAUGAAGGUAGAAGAAAAGAUAUUGAUUAUGAUUCUGAAGAAUUAGAGCCGGAGAAAACUAGUAGAAAAUUUUAUUUCUUCAAGAGAAAUGAUUAA
Molecule: messenger RNA, 1557 nt
Organism: Yamadazyma jaroonii
Lineage: Eukaryota; Fungi; Ascomycota; Pichiomycetes; Serinales; Debaryomycetaceae
Source: the annotation of a GenBank genome assembly